Messenger RNA from Mytilus trossulus (common blue mussel), 447 nucleotides. RefSeq names its product cysteine-rich, acidic integral membrane protein-like. Lineage: Eukaryota; Metazoa; Mollusca; Bivalvia; Mytilida; Mytilidae. Bases 1 to 447 code for a protein of 148 amino acids. The transcript has a single exon. Gene Ontology annotation, biological process: lipid biosynthetic process. The record is from RefSeq and is a predicted model, not a curated record. Gene Ontology annotation, molecular function: acyl-[acyl-carrier-protein]-UDP-N-acetylglucosamine O-acyltransferase activity.
AUGGUUGUCAAUGAUGAUUGUAGUAUUGGUCCCUUUACGGUUGUCAAUGAUGAUUGUAGUAUUGGUCCAUUUACGGUUGUCAAUGAUAAUUGUAGUAUUGGUCCAUUUACGGUUGUCAAUGAUGAUUGUAGUAUUGGUCCAUUUACGGUUGUCAAUGAUGAUUGUAGUAUUGGUCCAUUUACGGUUGUCAAUGAUGACUGUAGCAUUGGUCCAUUUACGGUUGUCAAUGAUGAUUGUCGUAUUGGGCCAUUUAAGGUUGUCAAUGAUGAUUGUAGUAUUGGUCCAUUUUCGGUUGUCAAUGAUGAUUGUAGUAUUUGUCCAUUUACGUUUGUCAAUGAUGACUGUAGUAUUGGGCUUUUACGGUUGUCAAUGAUAAUUGUCGUAUUGGGCCAUUUACGGUUGUCAAUGAUGAUUGUAGUAAGUUGGGCCAUUUACGGUUGUCAAUGA